Empidonax traillii (willow flycatcher) is the source of this 737-nucleotide messenger RNA. RefSeq lists its product as uncharacterized. The record is from RefSeq and is a predicted model, not a curated record. Gene Ontology annotation, cellular component: nBAF complex. The transcript is spliced from 7 exons. Gene Ontology annotation, biological process: nervous system development. The annotation marks the transcript as partial. Lineage: Eukaryota; Metazoa; Chordata; Aves; Passeriformes; Tyrannidae.
CCAAGAAGGGGCCGGACGGGCUGGCCCUUCCCAACAAUUACUGCGACUUCUGCCUGGGGGACUCCAAGAUCAACAAGAAGACGGGGCAGCCCGAGGAGCUCGUGUCCUGCUCCGACUGCGGGAGGUCAGGCCACCCGUCGUGCCUGCAGUUCACGCCGGUGAUGAUGGCGGCCGUCAAGACGUACCGCUGGCAGUGCAUCGAGUGCAAGUGCUGCAACAUCUGCGGCACCUCCGAGAACGACGAUCAGCUGCUGUUCUGUGACGAUUGUGACCGCGGCUACCACAUGUACUGCCUGACCCCCCCCAUGGCCGAGCCCCCCGAGGGUGAGUCCUGGGGGGGACUGGGGGGGAUUUUCCCGCUGAUCCCGAGGGUUCCCGUCCCUGUUUUUCCAGCCAAGAAGGGCCCGGACGGGCUGGCCCUUCCCAACAAUUACUGCGACUUCUGCCUGGGGGACUCCAAGAUCAACAAGAAGACGGGGCAGCCCGAGGAGCUCGUGUCCUGCUCCGACUGCGGGAGGUCAGGCCACCCGUCGUGCCUGCAGUUCACGCCGGUGAUGAUGGCGGCCGUCAAGACGUACCGCUGGCAGUGCAUCGAGUGCAAGUGCUGCAACAUCUGCGGCACCUCCGAGAACGACGAUCAGCUGCUGUUCUGUGACGAUUGUGACCGCGGCUACCACAUGUACUGCCUGACCCCCCCCAUGGCCGAGCCCCCCGAGGGUGAGUCCUGUUUGGGGUAA